UAAAUACUACUCCAGUAUGAUUGCUCGUUGUUUACUGAAUCCUAUCUGGGUCUUGUUCGAUGUUUUUAGGUUGGAAUGAGAUUCGGUUUAUAGCUAAUUUUUUGAAAUUGGGGUUUGAUUGUUUCAUGAUUUUUUGGAUUCUGGUCAAGAUAUUCUUGUACUUAAUCGAGCCAAUUAAACCAGCCAAAGGGUGUGAUUCUAAGAAACUGGGUGUUGGAUUAGUGAAAAAUUUAGUUCCUUUUUAGGGUAGAUUUGGUGCUAUUUUUUUUUUGCCAUAAGUAAAAAAAGAAGCUUUUAUUUGUAUCUUACCUUAUUAUUAUGCUGUUAAGGAAAAAGGUGGUGUUCUUGUGCUGUUGUUUCCCUGCAGUUGAUGUGCAUGUCUUAAUAUUAAGUGGCAAGCUUAUAUAUACAGCAGCAUUGAGAUAUGCAUGUGUGUCUGAUUUCAGGUCAGGACACCAGCAUUGGAAAUAUGGGAUUUGGUCUUAGCAGAUUGGAUACUGCCUCCAGACUUCUUGAUGGUUCGAGUUCCAAUGAUGAGCUUCGUGCUAGUCCUCGGAUCAAUAGGCAGUUGCAUUCCAUAGACAAUGAUAUUGCUCAGCUAACAAGCCACCAAUCUCCGCAGGAGAAUUUUAUUCUGACUCGUCCAGGGAAGCGUGAGUAUCCCAUCUCAGUAGUGACGAUGCUCGCUGGUCGAGAAGCAAAUCUUUUCAAAAGAGGGAGGUUCUCUCCAGGAGACUGCCGCCAUGUUUUGAGUAAAUAUUUGCCUGUUAAUGGUCCGUGGGUUGUGGACCAGAUGUCAACCAGGGCUUAUGUGUCGCAGUUUUCAUGGCUGCUUUUCAGGUACCAACGCAUAACACUGCAUCAAGAGAGAGAUAGAGAGGGAAAAGAAAAGGGAAAAAUGUUAAUUGUGUUUUAUAGUAUCUCUAGAUUCUUUCCUUGCAAUCAUGACCUUCCUAUUGUAUUGCUGAUGACCUGUCAGGGAAGCCAAAUUAGAAUAUAUGAUGUCGAGAGUGGAUGGAAAGUUCGAAAUAACAUUCUUGCAAGAAGCUUCACAUGGACAAUUACUGAUGCAGCCUUAUCGCCCGAUAAAAGACAUCUUGUAGCUUCCCUUUUCCCAUUGUUCCAAAAGCAUGUUUAUGGUAGCAUGUCGACUAUAGCCUACAUCGUCAACGUUGGAUCUGCUGCCAAAGAAUCCCUUGCAAACAACACUGAACAUGAAGAUGGUGGGUUUGCCUUUGGAAUGUUCUCGCUGAAAUUCUCGACAGAUGGACGUGAAAUUGUUGCUGGAAGCAAUGAUGAUGAUAUAUUAUAUGUUUAUGACCUAGAAGCGAAGAAAGUCUCUCUUCGCACCACAGGCCACAAGUCCGAUGUCAACACCGUCUGCUUUGCUGAUGAAAGUGGCCAUCUUUAGUAGUACUUCUCAUCUGCUGCUUAGUUAAUUUCUGAAUGUUAAGCAGUGGGAGUGAUCUUGUGAUAGUGAGUUAGAAUUAUUGCGAUUCUCCUGUGUCUGAUUCGUAUCACAAAAAUCCGGAGUGGGACUACAGAUGGAUGGACUACCCUUCACAAGCGAGAGAGUUGAAGCACCCUUAUGAUCAGUCGGUAGCUACGUAUAAAGGCCAUUCAGUCUAGCGCACUCUAAUCCGCUGUUACUUCUCGCCCGAAUACAGGCAAGUCUUUAGACUCCACCCAUUGUACUCGCUUAGGUUUCCUCAAAACUCUCACUUGUUUGCAGCACUGGACAGAAGUACAUGUACACCGGAUCUCACGAUUCUUGCAUCUAUAUAUAUGAUUUGGUUACUGGUGCCUAAGUGGCAAAGCUGAAGCAUCACAAGUCGACAGUGAGGGACUGUAGCUGGCACCCGAGCUACCCAAUGCUGGUCAGGGAUAUCGUGAAGUGGGAGGCUCGUGGAGGUGGGGAGGCUCCAGCACCUGCAAACAAGGAGACAUUUCUACUAAUUAAGGUUAUGGCACUGUAACUGUAAGUUCACUUGUCCCAUAAUGAAGUAAAAAACCACAUUAUGAAGUAAAAACCACAUUUUCUUAUUUAUCAUCUUCAACUUGUAAUAAAAGGAACUUUUGUUCAUACAAUACCAUAUUAUUCAUUGCGCGUGUUCUUAUCA
This is a messenger RNA of Salvia splendens (bonfire salvia), 2120 nucleotides long. RefSeq names its product LEC14B protein-like. The coding region runs from base 425 to 1411 and encodes 328 amino acids. Gene Ontology annotation, molecular function: protein binding. NCBI's taxonomy places the organism in Eukaryota, Viridiplantae, Streptophyta, Magnoliopsida, Lamiales, Lamiaceae. The record is from RefSeq and is a predicted model, not a curated record. Gene Ontology annotation, cellular component: Cul4-RING E3 ubiquitin ligase complex. Gene Ontology annotation, biological process: proteasome-mediated ubiquitin-dependent protein catabolic process. The transcript has 6 exons.